AUGUGUGAGCAGGCAGCGCGCUACUGUAGGGACGGAGUCCACAAACUGCUCAACAAAGAACAAGCCAAACUUCGAGCAGAGAGCCAGGAAAGCCGCGAGCAGCCGAACCCCGUAGCCGGUCAGGACAGCGAGUCCGCCACGGCAGCACAGUCCGGAAACAGCGGAGCCCAGCCCGGUGGAAUCGACGGGCUCGUCCGCUGGAUCGUAACCAAAAUGAGUGACAACAAGAACAUCUCCAGCCGGGAGUUCGCUUCCAGCAAGGAGGAUGUGGCCGUGGCUCAGGAGCAGUUCUUCGCCCCGGAACCGCGGAGAGGCAUCUCCGUUAUUUUGGAUAUAUUCAGAAGAGCUGACAAAGAUGAUGAUGGAAAACUUUCUCUGGAUGAGUUUCAAGCUUUCUUCUCCGACGGCACGCUGAACGAGGAAGAGCUGGAGAAGUUGUUUCACAGCAUUGACUCUGACAACACCAGUAAUGUUGACACUAAGGAACUCUGUGACUACUUUGCCAAGCACAUGGGCGACUAUGAGGGGGUGCUGGCCUCGCUGGAAACACUCAACCUCUCCAUCCUCAAAGCCAUGGACUUCACUAAAAAGGUAUAUGAGAGAGGAACCAACGUGGAGCAGUUUGUGACCCGUUUCCUGCUGAAGGAAUCAGCCAAUCAGAUUCAGUCUCUCCUGAGCUCUGUGGAGAGUGCUGUGGAUGCUAUUGAUGAGCAGCACAGCCAAUCAGGUCAUCAACCUGCCAAGGUGAGCCCACGGAUGUCAGAGAGGCGCAACGAAAACACCGUCCCUGACUAUCCCCCGAACAACAGAGUCACUGCCAGGGAGGCUGUCAGGACCGUCAACACUGCUUCAGGUGCUGUAGAAGUGAGGAAAGAAGGUUUGGACUCUCAGAUCAACCGCCUGGCUGAACUGAUCGGGCGACUAGAGAAUAAGACAGUCUGGUUUGAUCUGCACCAGAGGCUAACAGACACAGAUGGCACUACCAGCGCAUCCUUGCUGCUGAUCCGUACGGAGAUGGUGGUGACCCAGAAGAAGCUGGGCGACUUCUGUGAGGCUCUGAAGCAGUACCUGAAGAACGUCUCCACUCAGAGAGACUGCUUUCAUGUGACUGCGGUGCGUCUGCCGGACGGUUUAUCCUUCGUCGUCUACGAGUUCUGGGAUGGAGAGGAGGAGUGGAAGAGGCACCUCCAGUCGGCCCCCAAUAAAGCCUUCCAGCAUGUGAAGGUGGACACACUGUGCCAGCCGGAGACCGUGUCCUCUGUAGCCGUGCCAGCCGCCUGGUGCAGUGUGAACAGGGACUGAGCAUGAAGAUAUUCAACGACACGCCACCACUCCUGGACGCUCCCCACCUCCUCCUGAACUCCCCCUCCGACCCUCAAACCUUCUCCCCUCCCUGCGUUUUACCCACUCUAACACCCCCUAAACCCCCUCGUCUUUCAACCCUCACAUUCCUCAACUCUUUUUGUAAGUACAUGUUUACACAGUGCAAAUGUAUGGUGUCAACUGCAGUGAAAAUUGAACAAACAGUGCAUUUAACAACGUGAGAUGACCAAUGCGUUUGCAUCUCACCAUAGUUAUAUUGGAGAUAUUGGAUAAUGUCAUGUUUCAGGUAGCUUCGAGCCACUGUAAAGUGGAGUGUGUCAUGUAGCAAGGACCCUGGCGUAGAGUUUUUCAUGUAGCAGAACUGUUUUGGGGUAGUGCAUUCUGGAAUGUGGCUUUUCUUUUCCCUGCUAGGGUCGACCACAGGUAGAUCAUCUUAGUUAGCCGUUAUUUCAUAGUAGCUGCUCAUUCCACAUUUGCUCCCAUACAAAGUGUUCUGGUAAUUACAUUUUCAUUUUGUAACUGACCAAAUGCUUUGGACAUUAUUCUCACAUCAGCCGUUCUAAACUCAUCAACAUCACGAGUAAUAACUUGAUAAAACUUUAUUCAAACAAUUUGAUUAUAGAUGCAAUACCCAUACAUACCACAUAAUGUCAGUGUGUGAGUUCUCCAGAAGGACCUGGAGAUAGCACCAAUGUUCGAUUAUGAAGCCAAAAGCUAUAUUAUUAUUUUCAUAGCAUUGUUUUGUAAAAAGAAGAAUUCUGGAAGGUAAUGCCUGAUUUAUGUUUGAUGCCUCUAACCGGCUCGCAAAUGUAAUCUGACACCACGCGGAUGGGCGGAUACAAUUGUCCAUUUAUACAACUAAAUAACACAAGGUAGACAUUAAAAUAUGUUCCAGAACAAACAAUAAACCCAUAUCAAAGGUAAUCAGCAUUGACCUGCGGACAAGUUGAACGAAGUUAAUGUCCUAAAAUGACCACUAAGCUCCUCUAUAAUAACUUUGCUCAAUACCUCACUAUAGGUUUAGAGUCUUCUGAACAAUGUUGCCACCUGAGAACCAGGGUUACGGUUGUAACUUAAGGCCUACUUACUUUCAGAUCAACUUCAUUUGUUGCGUGAGCUGGUUAAGCAUCUUCACCCCGAGUAUAUUUAUAUAGAAUGGCUGCAGUGGGAGUAAUGUCUUUAACGGGAGGAACUUAUCAUCCUGUGUUAAGCACAUGGUUUUAAUGAGCAACCGAAACCAAAUCUCUGCUAAGCCAGACAUCAGUUAUCAGUUCAUCAGAUGGUGACAUAAGCCAGUUUGGUGUCCUGAAUUAUGAAAAGAUGUCGGUCUUCACAAAUAUUUGGAUAUGUAGAUGGUUUUGAUUGACAGAUAUGAGAGAAACAUUUAUAGCAUUUGGCGAGUUAUGCUUCUUCAUGUACCUUUUAUUUCACUUUGGGGUUGACCCUCUGAGCACUGACAUUUAAGAGGUGGGAUAAAAAAAGUGUUUUGCUGUCUAGGGAUCAUUUGUGACUUAGACAAGAAUCUGCUGCUACCUUGAGACAGAAAAAACUAAGUAGAGAGACAAAGGCAGCACCUCACUGUUCUCCAUGCAGUUAACGUUUGUUUCAUUUCUGCCUUCUGUUUAUGUAUUCUUUGUCUAAAUGUGCGAUGGGUAACUUAUAUUAGCUGUGUAAGUAGAGAUUGUACAUGAUGAAAAUGUGGUUCUAUGAUUAUUAUAUUUGUAUUUAUUGAAAUCUAUUAGUGCUAUGGUGCAAAUUGUAUUCCUUAGUGAAAGUGGCAGUUGCCUUCGAAGCGCUGCGGAUUCUCGUACCAUUUUGUUUGAAUCUGAAUACCUACCAUCAAAAACUUAAACCCAUCUGAAUGACAUUGAAUAUGAAGCCUUAAACAUUAACACAUGUUCGGGGAGCUCUUUAGGGUUUUCAAAACAAGACAUUCUUUUUGGUGCGAUGUAAACUCCCAGUAAGCAGGGAAAUGCCCUUUAGCAUCAGAUUACACAACCCCAGUUUUGUGUUGCGUUGACAUAUUGUUACAUAUUCUCCAUUGCAUUAUAUUGAAACUUUCUCAGCUAACAACAUAUCACCGGAAAAAAAAUGACCUUGACUUCACUUAGCAUACCGUAGCUUAUAGAUCAACCACCUCAGCAUCUCGAACAACGUGUAGUGCCACCAUUAUCCCCAACUAUAAGAGAGAAGGGCUCAAUACAUAUAAAGAGGCCAUGACAGACAUUAGAAUCCAUAUCUACUGGGUCUCUUAAACAUAAAGAAAAAGACCCCCAUCAGGAAGCUAUCGUAAGGAUACUAUUCUAAUGUAAUAUUGAAUGUCAAAGAUUCCUCCAAACGUCUGUAGAUCGCAAUGCAAAAGAUGCACAAAACAAAUCUGGUGAAGAAAACCUUUCGUUCAAAUAUAAUUAGCUAAACAAACCAAAUAGUUUCUAAUUUGCGCGACAUUUUCUGUCUUCGGCCAUUACCGUGUUCCCAACUGUUAUCUUAGGCACAACUCUCAUGACCAAGAUCUGAGGUUCAUUUCAGGUCAAAGAUACCCGGACUCCAUCCCCCUGACCUGACCUCCCCCCCCCCAAUACCACCACUGUAAUACAAUCAGACUCAGAAAGCACAAUGUAAGAAUGAGUGAAUAUUGUGAUUUAAAGAUAUAUUAUAGAGAAUGAUGAGAGUAUUUAAAGAUAUCGAGUAUUACUUUAUCUGGUUAAAGCUGUGUUGAUGAAUCACUCCUUUAUUGCUCUAUUCUUUCCAUCCACCUCACUAUUGAUCUCUAUUUUCACAUGUGAUUGACAGCCAGGCUGCUCUCUGCCUGGCUGUGGUCCAGUGAGUGUGAUCCUCCUACACCAGGGGUGUCAAACUCAAUUUCAUCGCGGGCCACAUUAGAAUUAUGGUUGCACUCAAAGGGCCGGUGGUAACUUUAAGACUAUAUAAAUAUACAUAGAUAAAUAUACAUAAUAUAUAUAUAAAAUAAUGUAUUAUUUUACAAUAUUUCCUCUGCAUUGGAUUAUUAUCGGAUAUGGUAAUAACUUCAUAAUUAACUACGCCUGAAAGCAUAAGUCUGGUAAGUAAUUGCAAGUCUCUUCAGUGCGCAUCUCACCAAAUGAGAUGCAUUGUGAGACAUGUAGUUUAUGGUGCUCCUGUAAAGCGGCACGUGACCUUAUAAUAAACGUAUUAUAUUCUUUGCAAGCUCUUGUGGGCCACAUCAAAUGAAGUGGCGGGCCGGAUUUGGCCCCCGGGCCUUGAGUUUGACACCCUUGUCCUACACUGACACUGAUGAACCAUAGCACCGCGCUGGGCUGCAUUGAGCGGGGCAGGACUGUGUGGAAUGUGGAAGUGUUGAAUAUUAUUACAUAUGCUGUAACAGAACAUAUGUAUUACAGUAGGCUUUUAGAACAGGCAUGCAGAGGCGUUGCUGCUUUCUUUGUGAAAUGUCUAUACUAAUCUCAGUGUCCGUGUUAAAGGAACCCUGUGGAGGUUUAGCCACUAGUAGCGCUGUGGAGCAGUGUAUAUACUUACCCUACUGUCUCGCUGUUGAUUUCACACUACUGUGCUGCAAACCCAGAUUUAGACAAUUAAGGUUUAUAAAAGAAUUUAAAAGAAAUUAAAUGCGUUCAUGGCGUUGGACCUCAAAAUAAAGCUGCUCUGUCAAUUAGCAUUAGACUAGCUGCAAGUUAGCCAAAGAGAAACUAGCAUUGGUUUAAAAUCCAGCUACGUAAAGAACCAGAAACAACCUGCAGCUAAAUCAUAAUUAUGAAAAUGUUACUUUAAACAUAUUCCUUUUUUCACUUCUUCAUUAUCUAAAAAAAUGCCUAAAUGAGAUGCAUAAAUGUUGGACACUACAUUUUUGACAUUUAUUUGGCUAUUAUUUAAAAAAAGACCAAUGUGAAAAUAACAACAUAUGUUCUCUUAUUCUAAACCCUUCCCAGCAGCAGGAAUCAAUAGAACAUCUUGCAUUACAUCCCAUCUCAGGAUAUCAGUUUUCCGUGCCACCCUCUCUCCCUGCCCUCUGCAGUUGGUGCAGAAUGCAGCAGCAGAAACGAUACCUCUGCAUCAGGAUCACCCCGGCUCCCUGUGGAGCUCAGUUAACCAUUCUUUAAGUGACUUCUAAGGUCGAACACUUUUUAAUCUGCACCAAGGACAACUUCUUUUUGGGCUCGUGUAAGGAGAAGGUAACGACAGCACUAAAAUACUGAUUGUCAAAGUUGCUAGGCUUUGAAUAUUUUGAGGAUAGACCUAUUUUUGGUGACUUUAACAUUUCACUCAUUAGUUGCUGCUUUUAUAACACCAUAUUCUCACGUACUGAAAGAUCAGAGUAAUAAAAAGCCGAACUUCCUUUAAAUCUCCUAAAUUGUGUAAACAGUAGAUCAAGUUCUACCCCAGUUCUUAAUGAUGUAAUGUCAGCUUCUUGGGAAACAGCCAAUGGGCUUUAACGGACAGGAAUCUGUUCAAGACUACGGACCUUUUUCUGAACCUUAAAUCUGCAGCUCAGCCAAUGACAGAGCAAGUUAGUUUAAAAGAAAAGCUCCACAGGGUACCUUUAAUCUUUCACUUCUGAACAAAAAAAAUAACUCCUGUUCCAAAUCUUGUUUGUGUCCAAGAAGGAGCUGCCGUAUUACGAAUAGAAACAUAAAGCCAUAUUGCAUGGAUUGAUGUUUACAUGUCAGUGACCUACUAAUACUGAUAGCCAUAGUUUUACAGUACUCGAGUGCUCAGCUGAAUGCAGCCCACAUGCUCUUAGCGAGGGUUUCUUUUCCUGUACAUUGCGCCCACGCGGCUGGGUUGUGUAUGUGAGGUAGAUAGUGAGUGAACUGUCAGAAAUGCCAAUACUGUUUCCUAUUGAUACAUUCCUGAAUGUCCCUCAGACUGUGCAACCUGUUCUUUUCUAUCCUUAAUACUCCUCAGUGCAACCUGUGCUUCGCCAUACAAUGAAAGAGUUGUUAUUGAAACAGGCCUUGAUUUGAAUGUUUCCUGGCAACAAGAGAUGAAACAUUAGAGGAAGCGUGUCACCAGGUUUACCUCAUGAGCCAAUCAGGAAACGGAUCAGUGCUACGACUCUUUCUUUCGGUGGGUGUUUCUCAAUGUCGAGUAAAGCUGCUCCAGAGCCACUAUUUCAAGCAUACUACGUCAUCGAGUGCCGCCGAAGUACUGUUCCAAUGUCCAGCAUACUUGGAAUUCUACCGAGCCCGGCGUACUUCGUAGCGAGAAAUUUCGAGGCUGCACAUGUGUAGACUCCGCGGUCUUAAAAUCCCCACAAUGCUUUGCGCACGGACCAAUUUCCCCAAAUCUGUGGCAAAAAAUGUAAGGCGGGGCCUCUCAUAUGACGCACACCUGCACACUUGCUAGCCUGUUCCACUCUUCGUUUUCCGAAUGCCAGGAAGUAUUUUUGCCUCGCUUCUGAAGCAAGAUGCUCGGAAGACAUGUGCUACCAAGCAAGCGUACUCGACAUUGAGAAACACCCUAUGGCUGUGUUCUUUUCUAUCCUUCAACUGAGUGCAUGUCAACUGAAUGUCCAGUAACUUCUUUGCUGUAGUAUUAGGCCAUGCUACUCUUCAAUGGGUUUUGUGCAUUUCUUACCUUUUUCUUUUCUAGUAUUCCUUUGAAGGAGACAGAGACUAAAACCUAUUAUAUAAAAUAUAUAUGACUAGAAAAAUGGCAUACAAGAAUGAACAUUCACUUUUAUGGCAAUGUUUAAUGAAAUAUUAAUUCUUAAUGUAUGUUUCAGUAAAAAAAUACAGCUUUCUCUUAAGUGUAGAGACUUAAUGCAGGGAUGCAAGUAUUAUAUUUGGUCUUUAAAGAAUAUCUUGUUGAAAUUCUAGAUGAUGUAGAGUGAUGCAAUUCAAUAAACUAUAAAAAUAUAAAA
Trematomus bernacchii (emerald rockcod) is the source of this 7183-nucleotide messenger RNA. RefSeq names its product N-terminal EF-hand calcium binding protein 2 (gene necab2). Lineage: Eukaryota; Metazoa; Chordata; Actinopteri; Perciformes; Nototheniidae. The coding region runs from base 1 to 1302 and encodes 433 amino acids. Gene Ontology annotation, cellular component: cytoplasm. The transcript has 13 exons. Gene Ontology annotation, biological process: regulation of amyloid precursor protein biosynthetic process. Gene Ontology annotation, molecular function: calcium ion binding. The record is from RefSeq and is a predicted model, not a curated record.